Plectropomus leopardus (leopard coralgrouper) is the source of this 1704-nucleotide messenger RNA. RefSeq names its product src kinase associated phosphoprotein 2 (gene skap2). Gene Ontology annotation, cellular component: plasma membrane; cytoplasm. Gene Ontology annotation, molecular function: protein binding. Lineage: Eukaryota; Metazoa; Chordata; Actinopteri; Perciformes; Serranidae. The record is from RefSeq and is a predicted model, not a curated record.
UUAACUUCCGUGUGCUGCUUCCGUGUCGUGUGAAGUUUCGCCUCCGGACGGUCCACCGCUGACUGCAACAAACUCUCAGGACAAUGCGUGCGAUUCCCGAGGAGUUAACCACGCUCAUCUCAGAUCUAGAAUAUUUCCUCUCUGAUGGAUUAAAAGGGGAAAAUCUUAGCAAGAAGGCAAAAGAGAAGAGGGAAGCCUUUAUCAAACGGAUUAAAGAGGUCAAAUUGGGUUUCCCACAAGACUUCAAGGACAAAAGUGGAGAUGACUCGGAUGACUCGGAGGAAGUUGACAGCAACAAUGAUGGAGGGUCGCUGCAGUCUGAGCGCACAGACAAGGAUGAAGAGGCUUGCGAAGGUGCCCAGCAGUCUCCACCUGUGGCGGCUCAGGACCUGACGUCUGUCUUUAAAGCGGGAUACCUUGAGAAACGCAGAAAGGAUCACAGCUUUUUUGGCACUGAGUGGCAGAAGAGAUGGUGCGCUCUUAGCCAUCACAUCUUCUACUAUUACGGCAGUGAGAAAGACAAGCAGCAGAAGGGGGAGUUCAGUAUCGACGGGUACACUGUCAAAAUGAACAGCACCUUACGGAAGGACUCAAAGAAAGACUGCUGCUUUGAAAUUUCGGCUCCAGACAAGCGAGUUUAUCAGUUUUGUGCGUCAUCGGUGAAAGAGGCGGAGGAGUGGGUGAAACAGAUAGACUUUGUUUUGAGAGAUAUGUCAGGCAUCAUCCCAGUAGAUGAAGAGGAGGAACAGGAAGUGUACGAUGAUGUUGGACAAAUAGAAGAUGCAGAUGAGUCUGAGCCGAUCGACGAAGACAUUUAUGAGGAGCUCCCAGAGGAUGAUGUGCCCACAAAGCCUCCUCCAAAGGUGGAGCCAGCGAGCAAACCCGCUCCUCCUGCUCCAGUUGAUAAGAGCACAGACUACCCCAACUUCUACCAGGGCUUAUGGGACUGUACAGGGGACCACCCGGAUGAGUUGUCCUUCAAGCGUGGAGAUGCCAUCUACGUUCUGAGCAAGGAGUACCAGAACUUUGGCUGGUGGGUUGGAGAGAAAGACGGAACAAUAGGAAUAGUCCCCAAAGAAUUCCUGAUGGAGCUUUAUGCUCUAUAAAUACACCUCAUGUAAGUCACUCAGAUAUCAUGGUUGAAGUUAGGGCUGCACAAUUCAAUAAAUCACAAUAUCAGAAUUGUGUGAAUACGUUCCAACAUACCAUUAUAAGUGAAGCAUGCCCUCAUCUACAAAUCAUAUUUCAGAUGUAAGGGAACAUGCUUGUUUUGCAAAAUUACCAAUACAUUUUUUUUUCAGUGCAAAUAAAAUGCAAAAAUGAUCAUUCUCUCUGAAAUGGCGACUCAAAGGCUUCCUCAAAUGCAACAUGAUAUUUUUUUCUUUGCAUAUUGUGCAGCCCGAACUGCAAUGAACAAAUUUGAUCAUACAGUUGUUUGAGGAUCAAAAUGUAUAACUGACAUGAAUCCACUAUAUCAUAACUAAUAUAGUGUGUCAUUUUCAGGACCGUUCCCCCAAAAAUCGAUUCAAACAGACUGAUGAUUGGAUUAAAAUAUUUUCAUAUGACUGAAAUACAUGUUUAAGAGUAUUUUUCUACAGUUUCUGCACUUUGCACAGCUUUUUUGUAUUUAUUUCCUUUCCAAGGUACAGUUUUUUUCCACAUAAUUUCAUACACUGCUUGUGCCAAGAUAAAUAAAGGUUUAAA